Molecule: messenger RNA, 1137 nt
Organism: Penicillium manginii
Lineage: Eukaryota; Fungi; Ascomycota; Eurotiomycetes; Eurotiales; Aspergillaceae
Product: protein phosphatase regulator SHP1
Exons: 4
Coding region: 1-1137 (378 amino acids)
Biological process (GO): autophagosome assembly; nuclear membrane reassembly; Golgi organization
Cellular component (GO): nucleus; cytosol
Molecular function (GO): ubiquitin binding
Source: RefSeq, a predicted model, not a curated record
AUGGAUCACAACCCCGCAGAGCACGAUGAAGUCGUGUCUCAGUUCUGUUCUAUGACAGGCACACAGCCUGAACAGGCCCAACAGUACCUUGCAGCCAACCAUGGCGACAUUGAAGCGGCAGUUACCGAGUUCUACGCGGAACAAGAUGAGGCUUUGCAGGACAUGAACGCUGGUGCUGUCCAACAAGUUGGUGCUAGAGAAGCUGCUGCUGCUACCGCUUCCGCUGCAGGAGGCCGAACACUGGGUGGUGCAGCUGUCCCCGCCUCUUCUGCUGCUCCGGCGGCCUCAUCAUCUUCGCGCCGCUCAGCGCCCAAAAAGAAGUUUGCGACUUUAGGAUUUCUUUGCCGGGGAGAGAAGUCUGGACUGGCAGUCCAGAACCCAGAUGACCUCAAGAAGAAGAUUCUCGAGAAGGCUCGGAGAGCCCAACCCCCACCUUCAGACGAUGCUCCCUCGCGCCAAUCAUUCUUCACUGGCGCUGCGCGCACUCUCGGUGGCGACGAUGCUCCAAGUCGGGUGAUUGACGAUCCAUCUGGCCCUGCUCCCCAGCGCUCUCAGCGCGUACAGCGUACUCUCCACUUUUGGGCCGACGGAUUCUCAGUUGACGAUGGUGAGCUCUACCGAUCUGAUGACCCUCGCAACGCUGAGAUCUUGGAGGGUAUUCGACAGGGCCGUGCCCCUCUCACGAUUAUGAAUGUUCAAGCGGGACAGGAGGUGGAUGUUGAAUUGAAGCAGCAUGAGGAAAAAUACACCAAGCCUAAGCCACAAUACAAGGCUUUCUCUGGAUCCGGACAGCGCCUCGGUAGCCCGACGCCUGGUAUUCAGAGCCAGCAACCUACUCCCCCAGCCGCUCCUGCCCAGCCAAGUGGCCCUCCUAAGCCCGAGGUGGAUGAAUCGCAACCCACAGUCACCCUCCAGAUCCGCCUUGGUGAUGGAACCCGUUUGACAUCCCGAUUCAACACCACUGCAACUAUAGGCGACGUCUAUGCAUUCGUUAGGGUCGCAUCUCCGGAUAGCCAGAGCCGCCAAUGGGUGUUGAUGACCACUUUCCCUAGCAAGGAGCUCACGGACCAGGAUGUCACUCUUGGUGAUCUUCCCGAAUUCAAGCGGGGAGGAGCUCUUGUUCAGAAGUGGACCUAA